This is a messenger RNA of Telopea speciosissima, 1850 nucleotides long. Its product is annotated as DEAD-box ATP-dependent RNA helicase 57. The transcript has 12 exons. The record is from RefSeq and is a predicted model, not a curated record. Gene Ontology annotation, biological process: maturation of SSU-rRNA. Gene Ontology annotation, molecular function: nucleic acid binding; RNA helicase activity; ATP binding. NCBI's taxonomy places the organism in Eukaryota, Viridiplantae, Streptophyta, Magnoliopsida, Proteales, Proteaceae. Bases 55 to 1641 code for a protein of 528 amino acids.
CAGAGAAACGAAAGAGAAGAAACUUCCAGUCUGCUUCAGGUAUCAUCAUCAGCCAUGGAGAAGGGAUCUUCUUUCUUGUUCUCAGGCACCCAUUUCGACCGGAAGAGGUUCACCAGAGAGUUUUCCUUAUUUAAAGAGAAAAAAGAGAGUGAGGAAUCACCGGAAAACCUGAGCUUGGUGGAAACUGGAAAGGUCGAAGCAGAAGAGGCGAUUCUAUCUGGCAAAAAGCGGAAGCGGAGAGUGAAAGUUCCUGAAACUGUUCAAGGAUUCAAUGUCUUCAAGACUUCAGACACUGCCAAUGAACUGGAAGACAAUGCAGAUAAUGAUCUUUCUCGUGAUAGGAAGGAAAUGAACAGACAGAUUGAGAGAGAUGCACUAUUUCGUAAGAAACACGGAAUUCAUAUUUCUGGGCAUAAUGUCCCCUCUCUUCUUAAAGAUUUUUCGGAGUUGAGCUCAAGGUAUGGCUGUAAGUCAUAUUUAUUACGCAAUUUAGUGGAACUCGGAUUUAAAGAACCAACGCCAAUCCAAAGGCAGGCUAUUCCAGUCCUCCUCUCUGGCCGAGAGUGCUUUGCUUGUGCUCCAACAGGUUCAGGCAAGACUUUGGCUUUUCUAUGUCCUAUACUAAUGAAACUUAAGCAUGGAUCAAAAGAUGGUAUCCGAGCUGUAAUCCUCUGCCCCACCCGGGAAUUAGCUGCGCAGACAACCAGAGAGUGCAAGAAGUUGGCCAAAGGAAAGAAAUUCUACAUUAAAUUAAUGACUAAGGAGCUCACAAGAAGUGGUAAUUUUGAGAAAAUGCCUUGUGAUAUUCUUGUAUCUACACCACUUCGCAUUCGGUUUGCAAUGCAGAAAAAGAAACUAGAUUUAAGCAGGGUGGAGUACCUCGUGUUGGAUGAAUCCGAUAAGCUAUUUGAGCUUGGCUUUAUGAAGCAAAUUGAUUCUGUGGUCAAAGCAUGUUCAAAUCCUUCUAUAGUACGUUCUCUGUUCAGUGCAACCUUACCUGAUACUGUUGAAGAUCUUGCACGCACAAUAAUGCAUGAUGCAGUUCGAAUUAUUGUGGGUAGGAAAAACUCUGCUUCAGAAUUGAUAAAGCAAAAGCUGGUUUUUGCUGGUAGCGAAGAAGGGAAGCUACUUGCACUUCGACAAAGUUUUGCUGAGAGCCUCAAUCCACCUGUGCUAGUGUUUGUCCAAAGCAAAGAGCGGGCAAAGGAGCUCUACAGGGAAUUGGCAUUUGACAACAUUAGGGUUGAUGUCAUCCAUGCGGAUUUGUCCCAGAUACAGCGAGAAGAUGCAGUUGAUAAUUUCAGAGCAGGGAAGACGUGGGUCUUAAUUGCAACAGAUGUUAUUGCCAGGGGCAUGGAUUUCAAGGGUGUCAACUGUGUGAUUAACUACGAUUUUCCUGAAUCUGCUGCGGCAUACAUUCACCGGAUCGGUCGGUCUGGCAGAGCAGGGAGGAGUGGGGAAGCUAUUACUUUGUACACAGAAGAUGAUGUACCAUUUUUGCGGAACAUAGCCAAUGUGAUGAAGGCUUCUGGCUGUGAGGUUCCAUCUUGGAUCAUGGACUUGCCCAAGCUCAAGCGGAAAAAGCACCGUCCACAAAGAGAUUCCAUCUCAACCAAACCAAAAGACCAAGAAGAAGAAUGAAUCAAUGACAAGUAACCUUAGAAGAAAUUUUCUGUGCUUUUUGUUUGUAGCAACCAUUCAGUUUCAAAUACUAUUUAUUCCAAAGAUUCUCAUACAAGCCACAAUCUUUCCUAGUGCGUAAGUUGUGCUUCGGAGUGUAAUCUUGUCUAAACAGUUUUUGAGAUAAUUAAAUUUUGGUACUGUUCAUCAGAAAAUGUUACUUCUUUGAA